AUGGCCUACGAGAAGUUGAAAUUAGCACAAUUUCCACAUUAUACUGUAUUAUUAUUCUUGUUUACUGAUGUUGAUAGUCCGGUACUUAAGCAGGUGAAAGAACAGCUCAUUUCAGGUAAUAAAGAUUAUGACUUUUGUUUCUUAAACACACAACAUAUUAUAUCACUAGAGCAAUUGUAUAAUUCUAUACAUAAAGCAAUAUUAAAUUAUGAAUUCGGUAACAUGAGAGCUAAAACAUUGAAUACGGAAAUUAUAUUUAAUUUGUCACCAAUAAAUAAUAUUAUGGAUGCAUUGAAGAGAUUUGGGGUUGAUGAAGCAUGUCCUAACCUCAUCACAAUAAAAGUAUUACCAACGUCUGAGUGUAAUGAGGUAGCAUGUAAAGAAUUAAACACUCAUCUUAUGAACAUUUUGAGUAUUGACGAUUCACAUAAUCCUACAUUAAAUGAUGAGCUUAUUUUCAAUUCAUUGGUUGAUUUAAAGAAGUUAAAGAAGGUUUAUAAGCUAAAUGAUGCAAAACUUUCUGAAGACAAAAGUAACUUGCAAGGUGAGUUAACUCGCUUGACUAUUGGUGCAUGCCAAUUAAGAGGCUGUUAA
Debaryomyces fabryi is the source of this 594-nucleotide messenger RNA. RefSeq lists its product as uncharacterized. Lineage: Eukaryota; Fungi; Ascomycota; Pichiomycetes; Serinales; Debaryomycetaceae. Gene Ontology annotation, biological process: telomere maintenance via recombination; tRNA threonylcarbamoyladenosine modification. The record is from RefSeq and is a predicted model, not a curated record. The coding region runs from base 1 to 594 and encodes 197 amino acids. The transcript has a single exon. Gene Ontology annotation, cellular component: EKC/KEOPS complex; nucleus; cytosol.